Messenger RNA from Colletotrichum karsti, 2292 nucleotides. RefSeq names its product FAD binding domain protein. The coding region runs from base 1 to 2292 and encodes 763 amino acids. The transcript is spliced from 5 exons. Gene Ontology annotation, molecular function: FAD binding. The record is from RefSeq and is a predicted model, not a curated record. Lineage: Eukaryota; Fungi; Ascomycota; Sordariomycetes; Glomerellales; Glomerellaceae.
AUGCCAAGCAAAGACUUCACCGUUCUCAUCGCCGGCGGCGGCAUAGCCGGCCUGACGUUAGCCAAUAUGCUCGAGAAAGUUGGUGUCAGCUAUCUGAUCCUCGAAGGGUAUCAUGAAAUGGCCCCUCAAGUCGGCGCCAGCAUUGGUAUUCUGCCGAAUGGCAGUCGCAUUUUGGAUCAGAUAGGACUGUACGACAAGAUCAGGAAGCUCAUUGAUAAGCCUCUCUUUGAGUCCACUCUUCGUUACCCAGAAGGCGGCGUCAUUACACGUUAUCUUGGAAUCGGUGGUCAAAUUAACAACCGCCAUGGUUACGAUACUGUGUUUGUAGAUCGACAGAUGAUUCUGGAGGCAUUGUGGAAGAACUUGAAGAACAAGGACAAGGUUCUUCCAAUCGGCGCAGAUGGUGUCCACAGCAAAGUCCGGAACGAGAUGUGGCGACUGGCUGAUGCCCUCGAACCUGGCUACAUUCCUGCCUCAGAACACACUGAGUGCCUUCCAACUGUGUACAAGUGCAUCUUUGGCAUCUCCAUUGACAAAAGCUGGGAAGCUCAGACUGUGCAGACGAAUUUGAACAAUGGGUACUCUUACCUCGUCAUCAGUGGCCCCAACCAUCGGGUCUACUGGUUUCUCUUCGUCAACAUGGGUAAGACAGCAUAUGGCCCUGAGCUUCCUCGGUACACCAAGCAGGACGAGGAAGUUUUGGCAAAUGCGCAUUUGCACGACAAGAUCACCGAUAAUCGCACUUUCGGAGAUCUGUACGCUACAAAGAUCUCUUCUGUUCUCACGCCACUUCCGGAGUAUGUCUUCAAGAAGUGGCAUUUCCAGCGAAUCAUGACGAUUGGGGAUGCGGCUCACAAGUUUGAACCAAUUGCUGGCCAGGGAGGAAAUAGUGCGAUUGAAACCGCCGCGGUCCUCGUCACAAACCUGGCAACCAUGCUCAAGGCAAAGCCAUCGGGCGUCACAACCGCCGAUAUCGACGCUGUGUUUUCCAAGACGCAGGAAAUCCGCGAGCCCCGUACCCAGAAGCUCGUCAAGUCAUCUCACGAAGAGCAGCGCUUCGCCGCCAUGGAGUCCACUCUACUCGAGUUUGCCGGCAGACAUUUAACUCCAAUUUUGUCCGUAGACGAAAAGUUGCAUCCUUGGACUGCCAACAUUGAGUCUGGGCACAAGAUAGACAUCAUGGAUGUGCCGAAGCGACCACGCGCCGUCCCUUUCACCGAUGAGCUUGCCAGUCCACCUCUGGAAGCUUCCUAUUUGCCCAAGAUUACUGUUGGGGCUGCCCUUUGCGGUCUCCUUUACAUUGCGCAACAGGCUUUGGUCCUGUCUCCGGAGGCGGCCUCCCUGAGCACAUUCCUGGGUGAGACCUCCAAGACCUCUUAUACAGGGGUCGCUCCCGUCGAUGCGGUACUUUCUGUUCUGGUGUGGGCUUUCUCUGAGGCGGUUGCCGGCCCAGAGCCCAACAAGAGAGUGCAGUGUCUCUACUUCCUGGUCAACUUGAUUCCCAUCAUCUACAUCUGGACUGUCGAAGGAUACCGUAACGGCAAUCUUCUAUCAUUCGUUUCUUGGCCUUCCAUCUUCGUCAUUUACCAGCUUCUGGGAAUCGGCAAAGUCGCACCUUUCUACUUUCUUCUGAGCAUCUAUACCACCGGCAAGCCCGUCUACAGCCGUCCGACUGGCCGAGCUAUUCCCUCCAACGUCGCCAAGGCUCUCCUGCCGGCUCUUUGCCUCGGAUAUGUCAUCCCCACCGCUCUCAUGUUCCUGCCCCACGAAGAUCGCAUCACCCAGCAGAACGUUAUUGCUUUCUGUCAGCCUUCCCCAUUGUACGUCUCCAUCCUCGUCUGGGUCUUUUCCAAGGUACUUUCGAGCCAAUGGCCGACCAAGUCCCUGGACUGGGAGAUAUUCGGGAAGAAAGACUUGCCCUUCCUGCAGUCCGGGUAUGCCUUCUGCUUCUUCGUCACCGCUGUCACCCACCUCUGCACGCUUCUCUAUGCCGGAUUCAGUCCUUCUGUGUCUGUUUCUCAAGCCUUCUUCAGCCUUCCUGGGUUCGAAGCUAUUGAUCUCUCUGCAUUCUUCAAGUACGACAUGAUUCUUUGCUUUGGAUCCGUGGCGGUUUGGCUUCUUUACAGUGCAUUUGAGCUGAGAAGACUUGGGUAUGUGACUACCGGUACGGCGUUGAAGGCCGCAGGGAUUGCCUUGACUUCCGGGGUGCUCGUCGGUCCCGGGGCGACUUAUGCAGGUUUCUGGGCUUGGAGAGAGUCAGUCAUUGCAAGCUUCGUCAAAACGGGCCAGUAG